Messenger RNA from Penicillium pulvis, 1296 nucleotides. Its product is annotated as UDP-galactose transporter HUT1. The record is from RefSeq and is a predicted model, not a curated record. Gene Ontology annotation, molecular function: UDP-glucose transmembrane transporter activity; UDP-galactose transmembrane transporter activity. The transcript is spliced from 2 exons. NCBI's taxonomy places the organism in Eukaryota, Fungi, Ascomycota, Eurotiomycetes, Eurotiales, Aspergillaceae. Gene Ontology annotation, biological process: UDP-galactose transmembrane transport. The coding region runs from base 1 to 1296 and encodes 431 amino acids. Gene Ontology annotation, cellular component: Golgi membrane; endoplasmic reticulum membrane.
AUGGGCCGACAAAAGCAAACAACGCCGCUGCAGCGAACCCCGUCGCAGUCGAUGCGGAAUGAGGUUGAAGCUCGGGAGAAAGAUACAAAUGGGACAGCAGAUGUCUCUUCGAUUGUGAAAGAAAGCGCACCCGCCAAAGCCGCAGUAGCAGCAAUGGAAACUGUAGCGGAGACUCCCGGUCUAAUGCAAUUGCUCAUUUGCGUCCUCGGUAUAUACGCAGCAUUCCUUUCAUGGGGUGUCUUACAAGAGGCAAUCACCACAACCACUUACUCUGUCCCCGCGACAGCCGCCAAUCCAUCACCUGCACCCGAACGGUUUACCUACUCGCUAGUCUUGAACACCAUCCAGUCCUCGUUUGCCGCCAUUACCGGCUUCGCAUACCUCUUGUUCUCCACCCCAAAGGGUCAGAAGGUCCCCUCGAUCUUCCCCACCCGCCGGAUCCUCGUCCCACUGGUCCUGGUGAGCAUUUCUUCUUCGCUCGCUUCGCCCUUCGGUUACGCCAGUCUGGCGCAUAUCGACUAUCUUACCUUCAUCCUCGCCAAGUCCUGCAAGCUUCUCCCCGUCAUGCUUCUUCACUUGACGAUCUUCCGCAAGAAAUACCCGCUGUAUAAGUACGGUGUUGUCCUCAUGGUUACCUUGGGUGUGGCCACGUUCACUCUGCACCACCCUGGCACGAGCAAGAAGGUGGCUGCAGCCGCAGAUAAGGGAGACUCCGGAUCGUCAAUGUGGGGUAUCUUCCUGUUGUCCAUCAACCUCCUUCUCGACGGCUUGACCAACACAACUCAAGAUCAUGUGUUCACUUCUCCCAAGUUGUACACCCGCUUCAGCGGGCCCCAGAUGAUGGUUGCGCAAAAUGUGUUGUCGACCAUUCUCACCACAGCUUAUCUCCUGAUUAUGCCGCAACUGUCCCAAAGCGGUAUUCUGCAUAAUUUGCUCCCAUUCCCGAUUCCCCCAUCUACUGAGACGGAACUGUGGUCUGCAGUCUCAUUCCUGCAGCGUCACCCCGAAGCCCUGAAAAAUGUUCUUGGCUUUGCUGCAUGUGGUGCUGUCGGUCAGCUGUUCAUCUUUUACACCCUGUCGCACUUCUCGUCUCUGCUGCUUGUCACCGUAACGGUGACCCGUAAGAUGCUUACCAUGCUUCUGAGCGUUUUCUGGUUUGGACACUCCCUGUCCGCUGGACAGUGGCUUGGAAUUUCCUUGGUAUUCGGUGGUAUCGGAGCCGAGGCUGUGGUGCAAAGACAGGAGAAGAAGGCUAAGGAACAGGCAAAGAUCGAAGCGGCCAAGAAGGCACAGUAG